AUGGACGCAAGGAUCUCCAUUGCGCCAGAGGCCCGGUGGCCCGGGCUGGAUGGGCGCGGCGAGGUGCGCGUGGACUUCUGCUAUGGGGGCUCAUACUCCAUCGUCGUCGACUCCAGGGCCCUAGGCUUCGAAAGCGGCCUGCGGGGAAUCGAUUUGGACCGCGUGCAACAUCGUGCUGAGACGUUGAAGCGUGCCAUAGCAGCAAUGGGAAAGGAGAGGCUGGCGGAGAUCGGCAUUCCCCUGGCUGCACAGUGCGCUUAUGGCAUAAUGGUCUCGGACGACACGAUAGGAACUGCGAAGAAUGGAAGUGAUAGAUCUCCGACUGGAUCCUGCGUUGUCGCCCGGAUGGCGCUGGCCCAUGCGAAAGGACCUAGACCAGUCGGCAAGCGAUGGACCUACGAUUCAAUAGUAUCCAACUCGUUCUCUGCGGGCUCAUUCACAGCUGAAGUCAUAGAGGAAUUAUCACUUGAAGGGCUUCCAAACGACCUGAGGAAGGCAGUAAGGGUGCGGGUGGAAGGGCAUGCUUCCUAUAUCGGAUUCUCGACGUUCGUCGUUGACGAUAACGAUCAAAUAGGAUCAGAUGGCUUCCUCAUGCAUAACCUUGAAUUUUAA
Diaporthe citri is the source of this 612-nucleotide messenger RNA. RefSeq lists its product as uncharacterized. The record is from RefSeq and is a predicted model, not a curated record. The transcript has a single exon. Gene Ontology annotation, molecular function: hydro-lyase activity. The coding region runs from base 1 to 612 and encodes 203 amino acids. Lineage: Eukaryota; Fungi; Ascomycota; Sordariomycetes; Diaporthales; Diaporthaceae.